AUGUCUGCCAUUGCUGAUCAAACCGGCACUGUGGGCUUCACCCAUGAAGCUCUUGACCAACAAGUUGAGACCUUCUAUCGCAUCAUCGGCGACUUGAAGUCAGGCCAGCGACCCUUGAUUGCAGCUCAUGGCGGUCCUGGCUCAAGUCACGAUUACUUCUUGAACCCUCUUGCGAGUUAUCCUGAAGAAACUGGCAGACCUUUAGUGCUGUACGAUCAAGUCGGCAAUGCAAAGAGCACCAACUUCACCUUUGAGUCAAAGUCGCUGCCCAACCUGUCAGUCGAUGUAUAUACUGCUGAACUCAACAACCUGGUGACAAAGCUCGGCAUCCAGGAGUUUGACUAUCUUGGUCACUCCUGGGGCGGCAUGAUGGGUCUCGAGUACGUGAUCAAGUACCAACGCAAGAUUAAGCAUCUAAUCCUGGACUCUGUUCCUGCUUCCGUCGAACUGUGGACGAACAAAAUCAAGGAUACCCUGAACGAGCUAGACCCCGCUGAACGGGACCUGGCACUGGAACUGGACGCCGCCCAGAAAUAUGACGAUCCACGACUGCAAGCCAUUCUGAAGAAGCUGCAAGAUAAGCAUGUGUGCCGAUUGGACCCUUGGCCCGAAGCAGCUCAGGGUUUCUUUGGCAUCGUCAUGGGCAAUCCAGCUGUAUAUGCGACUAUGCUGGGACCUAGCCAAUUUGCUACAUUGGGAGCACUAAAGGGCUGGUCUGUUGUUGGUCGCUGCAAGGAUAUCAAGGUACCAACACUGGUUCUUCACGGCGAGUAUGACUGGGCGGACGAAGCUGGUGUCAAGCCUCUUGUUGAAGAGAUUGAGGACAGUCGCCAGGUCACACUCAAGGGAUGCAGCCAUAUGUGUCAUUUGGAAGAUACGGAGGCGUUUAAGAAGGAGGUUUUUGGGUUCCUUAACAAUUAG
Fusarium sp. VM40 is the source of this 921-nucleotide messenger RNA. The record is from the annotation of a GenBank genome assembly. Lineage: Eukaryota; Fungi; Ascomycota; Sordariomycetes; Hypocreales; Nectriaceae.